Megalobrama amblycephala (Wuchang bream) is the source of this 3713-nucleotide messenger RNA. It is a transcript of the gene tmem184c, whose product is annotated as transmembrane protein 184C. Gene Ontology annotation, biological process: transport. The record is from RefSeq and is a predicted model, not a curated record. Lineage: Eukaryota; Metazoa; Chordata; Actinopteri; Cypriniformes; Xenocyprididae. Gene Ontology annotation, molecular function: transporter activity.
UGUUUCGCUAAACAGGCGAAGAACCCACAGUGACGGCAAGAUCAACAGGAAGUGCCAGGAAUAGCUUUGUUUAUCAACUUCUCGCUCGCGUUCACUUUUUAUGUUUUGAAGUCUGUAAAGUUAUAUAUGCGUUUUAUGACUUGACUUCGGCAAGAAGAAAAUUAAAUAUGAUUGCGCGCUGACUUUAUAAUGGACGUGACCGCGAGGGGCUCUUGAAAGUGAAUGUGAUUUAUGUGGGAGCGGUGGAAAGCAUUGGGAGGAAUCAGCUGAUUAUUUGACUCGCUGAACACACAUGAUUCAUCCAGAUCUCUGUAGUGUUUAUUCCAAGCAUAUGCAUCUAAACCAAACCACAGCAGUAGAACUGCCAAGAACUUAACUCAGUUUUUAUCGGUACAUGUCUCUGUAUCAAACUCCACUGGAGUGUAAUGUAAGAGGUUAGUGUCAGUAGGAAAGAUGCCGUGCACAUGCGGGAACUGGAGGAGGUGGAUUCGGCCUCUCGUGGUGCUGCUGUACAUUCUGCUCCUUCUGGUUGUCCUUCCACUCUGUAUAUGGGAACUUCAAAAAUCAGGGGUUAGUAUUCAAAAUAAGGCGUGGUUCAUUGCUGGGUUAUUCGUGUUCAUGACCAUACCCAUCUCACUGUGGGGGAUACUGCAGCAUCUAGUACACUACACCCAGCCUGAGCUACAAAAACCCAUUAUCAGAAUAUUAUGGAUGGUUCCUAUAUACAGCCUGGAUAGUUGGAUUGCGUUGAAGUAUCCCAGCAUUGCCAUCUAUGUAGACACAUGUAGAGAGUGCUAUGAGGCCUAUGUUAUCUACAACUUUAUGAUCUUCCUUCUCAACUAUCUGGGGAACCAGUAUCCCAGUCUGGUGCUGAUGUUGGAGGUGCAGGAGCAACAAACAUCUCCCCCUCUUUGCUGCUGCCCACCGUGGCCCAUGGGAGAAGUGCUUUUGCUGAGAUGCAAACUGGGUGUUCUGCAGUACACAGUUGUGAGACCUGUCACCACAGUCAUUGCUUUGAUUUGUCAGCUUUGUGGCGUCUAUGAUGAAGGCAACUUCAGUUCAAAAAAUGCCUGGACAUAUCUGGUUAUUGUCAACAAUGUCUCUCAGCUUUUUGCCAUGUACUGUCUUGUGCUGUUCUACAAGGCUCUGAGAGAAGAGCUGAGUCCCAUCAAACCUGUGGGCAAAUUCCUCUGUGUCAAGCUGGUGGUUUUUGUGUCAUUCUGGCAAGCUGUAGUCAUUGCGCUUUUAGUGAAGGUUGGUGUGAUCUCAGAGUCUCACACCUGGGAGUGGGACAGUGUGGAGGCUGUAGCUACUGGAUUGCAGGACUUCAUCAUCUGUGUGGAAAUGUUUUUGGCAGCCAUUGCCCAUCACUUCAGCUUCACUUACAAACCCUACAUACAGGAAGCAGAGGAAGGUUCCUGCUUUGAUUCCUUCCUGGCCAUGUGGGAUAUCUCAGACAUACGGGCUGACAUCUCAGAACAAGUGCGCAAUGUUGGGAGAACUGUUAUGGGUCGGCCAAGAAAAACGUAUUUCGGUGAAGAGGCUUGCCAGGACGAGAACACGGGACUGCUGUCAGCUGGAGCUCAGGAACCAGUUGAAUCGUCUUCCACCCCUCCAUCCCCCAAGGGCCGUUACCAGGGAAUGGGCCACACCGUAACUCCCCACUCCAUCUCUGCUCCUGCAAACCUUGGCUGCGUACCAUGGGAUGGAGAUGUGGAUGACAUCCCACCAACUGUGAUAUCUAGCGAUUGCACAGACCAACAGGGCUCAGACUAUCCGGCGAUUACUUAACAUCACUGAGCUUCAGCUACCAAAGCUUUUAUAUUUAAAGCACAUCAAUCAAUCUAGCUACCAUUUAGAAUAUAUGCAGCCACCGUUAACUCUAACCGGUAACUAUUGGAUACCUGUGGCUAAUAUGUGUUCAGAGAGGCUCGGUGAAGCUUUGGUAGCAAGGACACAUAUGAAGGACUUUGGCAGUGUUGGUCCUCUGUUUUUACCUCUGUUUCGCAUUAUUUUGCCGGAAACAUGACCAAAUUAUAAACUGACCUUAAAGUCGAGCACAGUAAUUCCCAAAUGCCAGUUUUAAAAUUUCAUAUAAUCAGUUAUCGGUACUUUUAAGACAGCUUUAUGAAUGUUUACUCUAAGAAACACUAUGUAUUGAUAAUGCUACUUCACAAUUCCGUUGACGUUCUCCUGGAUUUUGUUAGCAAGUCAUUUUAAUGAUUUUUUUUAUCAUUAGUGUUAGGUUAGUUUUAUCCGGUUGAUGCAAUUUUUUUUUUUUUUUUUUUUUUUUGAGGAGCGGCACCUUGAUCAUGGACAGUAAUAUGAAAUUGCCAGGAUGCCAUUGAGAUUUGGAACACUUUGUCUCAGAAUAUAUGCAUGUGUUAAAGCAACUACAGUUUGACUGUACAUCAGCUUUUAAGCACAAAGUACUGAAACACUCAUAUCUUUGCUCAGUUCGCUUCAGAGCAACUUUUCUUGGACUGCUUGCCUUCUGAACAGCUUCAUGCAGUUGCAUCAAAACAAAAAUGCAUAUGUUGUUUUUCUCUCUUUUGUCCUUGUCAGAAAUUAUUUGUUUUUAAGUAAUUGCAUUUUUAUUUUUGGUUGUUUUAAUGGCUAGACAAAGAAAAUUAGGCUAUGUUACUUUUAACUAGUAUUGAAAAUGUUGAAUAUUGAUUUAAGUUCACCUCGGGGAAUGAUGCAAUGUUUAAAUAUCAGCCAAAGCUGUCUUAUUGCUAUUAAAGGGACAGUUCACCCAAAAAUGAAAAUUCUGUCAAAAUUUACUUUCCCUCAUGCAUAUCAAUCCAAACUCUUAAGACACAUGAGAAACAAACCUAAUCUUUUCUUGCCUGUCAAGCACACACUUUUGAGCUCGUUUACCAUAUUUGAUGUGCUCUAUGUACAUGCUUCAAUCAGUGUUUGUAUAAGAAUUAAGGCCUAAAUUAAAUCUAUUCAUCAUAUAAAGCUAUAGUGUCUCUUAGAGUUGUCUAAAGUACCGACUUUGGUACUUGAAUUUUAAAAAUGUGACGCUUUGAGCACUGUUGUAGCCAAUCACAGACAUAAUCAAUGAGCGCGUGAACACAAUGCACCAAUCAGAGGUGUUUACGAAUCUGCUCAACAGUGCUCAAAGCAUCACAUUUUAAAAAUCUCAGUACUUAUUGGUACCGAAGUUGGUACUUUUUACAAUUGUAGUGUAUCUUCACAAGAUUGGAUUAAACCGAUUGUCAAUGUAAUCCAUAUGAAUGAAUGUUUUUAUAAACUUUUUGAAGUGUCAAAAGUUUUGGUUACAUAGACUUUCAAUGGAGGGCCAGAAGUUUCUGAAGUUCCUUUAAAAUAUAAUCAUUUGUGCAAAUUUGAACAAAUAUUUUAUGGGUUUGGAAUGACAUGAGGGUGAGUAAUAGAUGACAGAAUUUUUAUUUUAGGGGUAAUCUUCCCUUUAAGAAAUUGUCUUUUUCUUUGUUAAUUUUGGGUUUCAGUUGUCUGUUAGUACAUAACAUUAGCUGCACAGGAGCUAUAAAUGUCAAAUAUAUAGUAUAACAGCACAUGCAGAUCAUUUUAUGAUUACAGAUGUGGACCUAAAUGUUUUAAUGAACUGUCACGUGUCUCUCUGUUCUAUUCAGAGAGAUGCACCUUCCGCAAUGGUUUGUACUGCUGUUGCAUUGCCUUAUCUAACAGUGGUUGUCACGAAUAAUUAAACUUCACAUGGAAAUGUG